AUGAUUGUGAGCUUGUUAGGAAUGAUUAAUAUAUAUUUUUUUCUCACAGGAUUGUUCAAAGUUGUGAAUCUUCCUACAGAUUCAUCAGCAGAACCUGCAGGGCCCAAGGAAUAUAACAAGAUCGUGUACCUUCUAAUCGAUGGGCUCCGAUUUGAUUCCUCCAUAAAGACAUCGAAAAAGGGCCAUAUCUUCAACAAAAUGAAGCAUUUGGAAUCGAUCGAUUCAAAAUUUCACGCUCUGAGUGUCAGCGGAAUUCCAACAGAGACAGGGUCUAGAGUCAUAGGACUGACAACAGGGACCCCAAGCAACUUCUUAACAAGCGUAGCCAAUCUCCAAGGAUGCUCCAUAUAUUGGGAUAACAUGGUGAGGCAACUUCUUAAGGAUGGACGGUCCUCAGCAUUCUUCGGUGAUUGCCAAUGGAUAAGCUACUUCCCAGAGCUUAGAAACGGAACCCAUUAUGUAAUGGAUCCAUAUGGAAGACACGAAAUAAGAAAGCAAGAAGAUGAUCUCAUAGAGAAAAUGCUACAGAGUAUAAACAACUAUGAUGUCAUCAUUGCACAUUUGAUAAAUCUUGAUUCCUACGGCCAUAUCUAUGAGACUAUAGAUCACGAAGAAAUGGAACAUCAGCUAGUAAUAUAUGACAACCUCAUAAAUGGUAUAUACAAGAAAAUGUCGGAAGACACAUUAUUUGUAAUAUGUAGCGACCACGGCGUUGAUAAUAAUGGGGCUCAUGGCGGGGUUUCUACAUUAGAAAUGUCUGCAGUAGGGAUUUUUAUAUCGAAGGAUGAGAGAUUCACCAAUCUCCCUUCUGUUGAUAAAGAAGUAGAAAGCCUAAGGAAAAAACAUAUCUCAAGAAUGUAUGAUGAGGAUCCUCUUCUGAUACAAAGCAAGGAACCAUAUCUAACCAUUCAUCAAGACGAUAUCCUUCCGACACUCUGUUAUCUUAUGGGAGUACCUAUCCCGAAGGUAUCCAGUGGUAAUUUCAUACACGAGCUCGUUCAUGACACCAAUGCAUACAAGACUUAUUGCAAACAAAAAUGUGAUGUACUCAAUAUUCCGUUCGAGGAUAGUCAUAGAGAACUUAAUGAAUACAUAAAAUUGAACUAUAAGCUGAGUGAAGAAAUAUCAAACAGAUUUGCAGGAAGAGAUCAUUUCAGGCUAGUCGUUUCGGGCAUACUGUCAGUAAUAAUAGCAUUACUUGUGAUCUUUAGAAUCCUUGACUCUAAGCUCUACAAGUUUGGACAUCUUGUCCUAUUCUUUGUGAUCAUAAUGACAGGGCAUUCUGUGCUGUCAAUAAUACACGAAGAUUUGUUCUGGGCCAUUCUUUUCUUCGCUUUUAAUCCUUCCCCCAAGAACUUACUUGGAGCCAUAAUGCUUCUACAGAUGAUAAGGCCUCCGUCAGAUACGAAUCCUUUCUAUGUCCUUGUGAUAAAGAGAAUCAAGCUUUCUCCUCUGUUUAAUGGGAAUCUUCUCUUUAUCCUUGAGCUGUGUUUGUUUGGAAUACUGGACAACAUUACUCACUUUGAGAAAACCCUCUGGUUCUUUCUCAAUAGCAUCCUUAAGAUACUCAAUAACUAUCCUCAUGUUUUCAUUUCCCUUCUUAGAUAUGUCUUGGGUGCUAGCCUUGAUAAUGCAUCCUGGAGACUUAGUCUCUUUGUAUCAUCACCCAGUAUCGAUACCUUAAUAGCCUUAGUAUUCAGACCAAUGGAAUCCAUCUAUCUUACCUACAUUAUUAGAAGACUAGAUAUGGAGAGAAGCAUCUACACAUAUUUCUCAUUGGUCAAUAUGGCCUUUUCCUCUUCCGGGUUGCAAAAACUAUUCCAAUCAAUUAAUUACGGUGUGUUUUUUACAUUCUCGGAUAAUUUCCUCAUAGCACCUGUAGCACUAAUAGCUUUCCUCUAUUUUAUCUAUCCGAGAAUUAGGGCCAUACAAUUAUUCAUAUCUCACCAAUCAGAUACAAGCUCUUUCAAGGAGAAAAGAGGCUUUGGGUCUUCCGUAAAGGAUAUAAUUACGUUCCAUAGUUUCAAUUUAUUGGUUGUUAUGUGGUCUGGAUACGUUAUCUGUGAGUCAUUAUCGUUCUAUAAGUUCCUUGGGAUUAGAGCAUUCUUUGAAUAUCUUUAUUACAUUUCUGACAUUCUUUUGUUCUCAAUGGUUGGGCUAAUUAAAAGGAAGAUGUAG
Messenger RNA from Encephalitozoon romaleae SJ-2008, 2178 nucleotides. RefSeq names its product putative membrane protein. Gene Ontology annotation, biological process: GPI anchor biosynthetic process. The transcript has a single exon. Gene Ontology annotation, molecular function: metal ion binding; mannose-ethanolamine phosphotransferase activity. The coding region runs from base 1 to 2178 and encodes 725 amino acids. Lineage: Eukaryota; Fungi; Microsporidia; Unikaryonidae. Gene Ontology annotation, cellular component: endoplasmic reticulum membrane. The record is from RefSeq and is a predicted model, not a curated record.